UUUUACCAACUGUAAUCUCUAGGGUCCAUCACCACAACGUUCGGACACUCUUCAAAAAUCUCUUCAGCCAGAGCCUGGGAAGGAAAGUGAAAAAGGCCCUCUGCGCAAUUUGAACGGCUCAUUGCCUAUCAAAAAGGCUAGAUUAUCUGAAAUUCCUGCCGAAAUAACAAAGACACCUCAUAGGGAUGCUAGUGCAGAGGAAGCAGCUGAAGCUGAGAAACUUCCUGAUAUGUAUGACAUCUUGAAGUUGGUGUCAACUGGGAAACAUUAUGAUCAUUUGGAAGGCGAUACAGAAACCGUCGACGAGAAGGGUCUUGAGAUUGAUCGUGUGGUAGCCAAGCUGGACGAUCUAGUUUGUUACGCCGAUAUUGAACGUCCUCCCACUCGUAACACUACUUGUACUCCUGGAUCAACGACUUCAAACCAUUCAUCUGUGAACUUCAAGCGCUUCAGAAAGGUGGGAGAUUAA
Messenger RNA from Cylicostephanus goldi, 469 nucleotides. Lineage: Eukaryota; Metazoa; Nematoda; Chromadorea; Rhabditida; Strongylidae. The record is from the annotation of a GenBank genome assembly.